This is a messenger RNA of Menidia menidia (Atlantic silverside), 2046 nucleotides long. Lineage: Eukaryota; Metazoa; Chordata; Actinopteri; Atheriniformes; Atherinopsidae. The record is from the annotation of a GenBank genome assembly.
UACGCGACACAUAAGCACGCGCUGCUUUCGGUUGGUACGUCAUCAAUACGUCGACGUCAAAGAUUCACUCGGAAGUGGUGGAGGCGGCUAUGCAGCUAGCACAGGGCUAGCGAAGAGAAAUGAACUUCCCUGUAAAGCACAGCCGUUUAUUUUUUAAUAGGUCUGGAACCAGACUAACAUACAUGUCCACGCAGCACUGACUAAGUGCCAUCUACCGGAGGACUACAAUGGGCCAGCGAAGAAGAACGGCAGCUUUGAAAUCCCCCUCGUCUCAGAGAGAUUCUGGAGAUGCUGCUUGGGUCCCCAACAAGAAGCACAACAUUUGCAUGGUGUCUGACUUCUUCUAUCCAAAUAUGGGAGGAGUAGAGAGUCACAUUUAUCAGCUAUCCCAGUGUCUGAUUGAGAAAGGGCACAAGGUGGUAAUUGCCACCCACGCCUACGGUCGGAGAAAGGGCGUCCGGUACCUGACCAACGGGCUGAAGGUGUACUACCUGCCCCUGCAGGUGAUGUACAACCAGUCCACAGCCACCACCUGCUUCCACAGUCUCCCACUGCUGCGCUGUGUGUUUGUCAGGGAGCGCAUCACUGUGGUGCACGCACACAGCUCCUUCUCCGCCAUGGCCCACGAUGCUUUGUUCCACGCUAAGACGAUGGGCCUAAAUACGGUGUUCACUGACCACUCCCUCUUCGGAUUCGCUGACGUCAGCUCUGUGCUGACCAACAAGCUUCUCACCGUUUCGCUGUGCGACACCAACCACAUCGUCUGCGUGUCCUACACCAGUAAGGAGAACACAGUGCUCCGUGCUGCUCUCAACCCAGAGAUCGUGUCGGUCAUUCCCAACGCCGUCGACCCCACAGACUUCACACCUGACCCGACACAGCGCCAGCAUGACAGGAUCACCAUCGUCGUCAUCAGCCGCCUUGUCUACCGCAAAGGGAUUGAUCUUCUUGGUGGAAUCAUCCCAGAGCUUUGUCUCAAAUAUCCUGAUUUACAUUUCCUGAUUGGCGGAGAGGGACCGAAGAGAAUUGUGUUGGAGGAAGUGAGAGAGAAAUACCAACUGCAUGAGAGGGUGCGUCUGCUUGGGGCUCUGGAGCACAAAGAUGUGCGGGGCGUCCUAGUUCAGGGUCACAUCUUCCUCAACACGUCGCUAACUGAAGCUUUCUGUAUGGCCAUUGUGGAAGGAGCCAGCUGCGGGCUGCAGGUGGUUAGCACUCGUGUGGGUGGCAUUCCUGAGGUAUUGCCAGAGGACUUGAUCACCUUGUGUGAACCCACGGUUCGGUCCUUGUGUGCUGGUCUUGAAUCGGUCAUUGCCCAGCAGCGGUCUGGCUCCGUUCCCUCCCCGGCCACCAUUCACAGCCGCGUGAGAAACCUCUACACCUGGAAAAAUGUGGCAGAGAGGACCGAAAGAGUGUACGACAGAGUGGCCGGAGAGGGAGUCCUCCCCCUGGACAGGAGGUUACGGAGGCUCAGGGCCCACUGUGGCCCCGUGGCCGGCUCCAUCUUUGCCUUUGUGGCCGUGUUGGAUUUUCUCUUCCUGCUGCUGCUGCAGUGGUUGGUGCCAGAUCACCUGAUGGACGUCGCUGUGGACGCCACGGGCCCACGUGGACUGUGGAGUCAGGAAAAGAGCUGCAAAAGCAGAUUUUAUUCAAAAAGUGCCACAAAGGGGGCAGCAGGAGCUUCCUCGCAGUGAUCGCGCUUCACCGCUGCCUCAUUCCCAGCUGCUCAGACAGAGUCUGCACCCCCCAACCCCCAAAAAUGUUUACAUUUAACAAAAGGGACUCGUGUUACAGCAUUUAAUCUCCUUUUGGAAUUAAUAAGCACUUUUCUUGUCUUUACAGUGGACACAUUGCAAAGAUUAAGAUGAUCUUUUAUUUUAUUGUUGGUGGACCUCGUGUUUUUGGUUUUACAUAUUUUGGGAAGCUGAUCAGUUUUUUCUAAUUAAUUGUCAGUGUAAUAUAUUCGUAUGCAAUCCAAUCUGGGAGUCAUUCAGACGAUUGUCUGGCAUCCAGUCCAGUCCGAGAAAUAAAUGAUGCUUUCUGACGUGA